Molecule: messenger RNA, 1596 nt
Organism: Aspergillus homomorphus CBS 101889
Lineage: Eukaryota; Fungi; Ascomycota; Eurotiomycetes; Eurotiales; Aspergillaceae
Product: D-arabinose 1-dehydrogenase (NAD(P)(+)) ARA2
Exons: 1
Coding region: 150-1472 (440 amino acids)
Biological process (GO): dehydro-D-arabinono-1,4-lactone biosynthetic process
Cellular component (GO): cytosol
Molecular function (GO): D-arabinose 1-dehydrogenase [NAD(P)+] activity
Source: RefSeq, a predicted model, not a curated record
CCUCACAUGCGUUUUCACAGGACUAUAAAUCCUUUGAGUGCACUUUUCUCUCCUCCCGCUUCCCAACACUGUCUCUGGUCCGCAAAGGGAGAAAAUUCCAGAAACUGAACCCAGAAAAGGAACGCCGGAAGAAAAGGGAAAAGAAAGCAAUGGGCCGCCCAUCCUCACCUCUGUCGGCGCAUCUACCGCCCCUGAUCAUGGGCACCGCGACCUUCAACUCGCAGUACAACCACGACCCCUACGCUCUUCCGACCACCGAACUAGUCCACCGCGCUCUCACUGAUGGUGUGCGCGCCUUCGACACAUCUCCAUACUACGGUCCCGCCGAGGAACUCCUUGGCCGCGCUCUGGCCAGCGAGACCGUCCGCACCGUGUUCCCUCGCCACACAUACCAGAUCCUCACCAAGGUGGGCCGCAUUGCCUCGUCAUCAUUCGAUUACUCUCCGCGCUGGAUCCGUCAUAGCAUUCGUCGGAGUCUCCAGCGGCUGCACACCGACUACCUCGACGCGGUGUACUGCCACGACGUUGAAUUUGUCUCGCGCGCCGAGGCCCUGAACGCCGUGCGCGAGCUGCGGCGCAUCCGCGACACCGAGGGUACAAUUCGCUACGUGGGUAUCUCGGGGUAUCCCGUGGACGUGCUGUGUGAGGUUGCCGAGCUGGUCCUGCGCGAGACCGGCGAGCCGUUGGAUAUCGUGCAAUCCUACGCAAACUUCACGCUGCAAAAUACGAAGCUUUUGAGUCAGGGCUUGCCGAGACUGGCCGCUGCUGGGGUGGACGUUGUCCCGAAUGCGUCACCGCUAGGCAUGGGUCUAUUGAGGAGGAAAGGUGUGCCCAUCGGGAGCAUGGGUGAUUUUCAUCCCGCACCUGAUGGGCUGCGGAAUGCCGUUCUAGCCGCCGGAGAGUGGGCUGAUACCCAAGAGGGAGAGAAGCUGGAGGUCAUUGCAAUCCGAUUUGCAUUAGAAGCGUGGCUGCGUGAUGGAGCCAAGGUCGGAGCACGGGGGCCGCCUCUUGCGUGUGCGCCCAAUGAUGGCCGCGACUUGGUCCCGGUUGCUACCAAGGGCGCCGCAAAACGACUGGGUGUCAGCGUAAUGGGUGUCAGCAAUGUAGAUGAGUUAAACGAGACGCUUCGCGUGUGGCGGAGUAUAAUUGAUGGACUGGAGAAUGAUGACGACGAGCAGCAGCAACCCUCCGCUAGCUUGACCCCGUCGGAGGAGAACAUCAGUGACCGCGCCUGGUCCCAGGAUUGUCAGCGCCGCGUUUCUUCCCUAGCUCAGCAAAUUCAGGCCAUUCUCGGGCCAGAGUGGGUGGACUUCACAUGGGCCAGUCCAGGACCGGACUUCGUCAAUACUCUGCCUCCUAAUCACCUCUCCUCUCUUGAGGAAGCCGAGAAAGGUGCAGCGAAAGCUGGACUGAACGCUGAAUCUAGUGUGUCUGCUCCUGUUGAGACGGUGGAUAAGACGGCACUCAUUUGAUGUUGCCAGCCAUGGGAGUAACUCUGAUGUGUUUCACCCGUUCUGCCUGGCUGCGACCAGCUAACCAUCCGGCACCGUCCUCGGGUGGUCUUUCUUCCGGUCAAGCGCAGGAAUCACGACUGCC